AUGGCUCUGAUCUUCACUUCUGGUAAAGAUUUGUCAGAAGAAGAUGUUGCUGUUUUUUUGUGGGUUUUGGUUUCUGACACUUUUGCUUGGGAAGUAAAACAGUACAGUAGCUCUGAGUUCAAGGUGCUUUUUCCUACAAAGGGUGAUCUAGCAAAGAUGACAAGGUUCAAUGCAGAAAUGAAAGAAGGCGUGACGACUCUCAAAUUUCAAGAAUUCAAGGAAGAUGAGGAAUAUUUCGGUCAUGCUCUGCCAGUGGUGUGGAUGAGAGUCUUAAAUCUUCUGACAAUUUUAAGGGAGUAUUUGGUUUUGUGGGCUUUGGGAACUCUUUUUGGAGUUACUCAAGAUGUGGACAUGGUGACAACUAGAGCGAGUAGCUUUGGAAGGUUUGCAGUGGCAGUACUAGAUCUGGAGGCAAUUCCAACCAAACUAGAUGUCAUUAUUGGUAAUCGAUACUUCCAGUUACUUUUCGAAGUUGAACCUUAUUUACCAAACAUCAGGUUCCGAAGCAUUUGGAACACCAAGAAUAAUGGGAAUGAAGAUCAUGGUAGUGGGGCACCAAAGGACAGUGAGAUGGAGGAGGCACAAAAUCAUGGCAAGGUUAUCAACUCAGGUGCAAGUGCAGCAAGUGCAGUAGUUAGUAGCAAUUCAGGAAAAGAAGCAAAUAAUCCAGAAGUACAUAUGGAUGUUGAUCUUGAAGAGUAUGAUUUAUUAGAUGAGGAGAAUGAUCUGAGUGAUGUGGUACGUGAUUUUGUGGGAGUCAAGAAAGGUCAUUCGGUGGAUGUGCGAGUAGCAGCUUCUCUGGUACCUUCAGGGUCCUCAGCUCCAGCGCAUAUGCAGCAACGUUCAUCACAGUUAUCAAGGUUGGGUGGCAAGUUGGUCUCAGGAAAUUUAUUGAAAGGGAAGGAGAAGGGGCAGCAGCAGCCGCCUUUGGCAGGGAUACAGGCGUCGACCGGUUUGGGGGCUGCUAGUUGGGGUUCGCAAAAAAUUCAUAACUAG
This is a messenger RNA of Miscanthus lutarioriparius, 996 nucleotides long. Lineage: Eukaryota; Viridiplantae; Streptophyta; Magnoliopsida; Poales; Poaceae. The record is from the annotation of a GenBank genome assembly.